AUGGCAAAUCGCUGGUCGAAUGAGCCUAUCUUGUGCAAAUACGCUUUGAAAACAAACAGCAUCAUAACCUACGUGAACUACCGCCUCGCUCCCGAGUACAAGCACCCCACCGCCGUCUAUGACUGCUACGACUGUCUGAAAUUCCUUCUGGAGCACAAAGCAGACUUCCACAUCGACGAGAAGCAAAUCAUUCUCAUGGGCGACUCCGCAGGAGGCAUGAUCUGCUUCAGCAUUGCACAGCUGGCUCGAGACGAAGCCCAUCGCAAUCUCUUCAAGAAGAUGGUGCUGAUCUACCCAGCGAUGGACAAUCGGAAAGUCCCCGACGACGACCUUUCGUGGGACGAGCGAAACAUGAUCUAUGACAACACGUUCGGGCUGCAGUACAAGACGGGCGAGGUGAUGUCGCGCUGGUACUUCCCUUCGUGGGAGAGCGUGAACUCCCCGCUCGGCUCGCCGAUCGUGUGCGACGACUACGCGAAUUUCCCGCCGGUGCGGAUUUUUACGUGCGAAUACGACGCGUUGAAGAUCGCUGCGCGCGAAGUGGCCGAGAAAAUGCGAGUAGGAGGGAGAGAGGAGAGGCGAUUGACGUGUAGAACGCAGGAAUCGAUGUUCGCUAUAAGUGUAUCAAGGGAGCAGUGCACGCAGUGUGGGGAUCGAAUCUCUACGAUUGUGGAUUGA
Messenger RNA from Blastocystis hominis, 678 nucleotides. RefSeq lists its product as hypothetical. Gene Ontology annotation, molecular function: hydrolase activity. The record is from RefSeq and is a predicted model, not a curated record. Lineage: Eukaryota; Bigyra; Opalinata; Blastocystidae. The coding region runs from base 1 to 678 and encodes 225 amino acids. The transcript has a single exon.